UGCUUUCAAUUGACCUGCAAGGGAUAAAAAUAUAGUUAGACUUAUGUAAUUCAGGUCUUAUGAGUGCAUAUUCAUGGUCAUAGUUCAAAGCACAAACAGGAGUCAGAUCCCUGUGUGCUUUACCAAAACAAACAUUUAAGAACACAGGAUGGAAACACCAGUUAUUUGCCUUCACUAUAAGUCCAAGUCACUACUAUUAAACAUCAUCAUCACGGGCGUAUUGCAAUAAAAAUGAAUCAAUAAAUGAAUAAAGAGGAUAACAAAAGUCAACUCCUCAUUAUGAGUUUCAUCGUCUCCUUUAAAUUGUCUUAUAGGCAGCUAUCGAUAUUGUUUCACGCUAGAUUAGAUUGUUACUUUUUGCUUAGCAUUACUUGAUGCACAGAAAAUUAACAGGUAAUUCUAAUCUUUAUUCCUAUUUAUUUACAUAUUUAUAUAAAGAAACAGAGUCAAAUCCCAUGUAUGCAUGAGUAGCUAUCUGCAUGUAAGCAUAUACAUGGUCAAUAAUGCUGGAUAAGGAUAAGAAAGCUAUUUGUAUUGUUCUGGCACGUUAUCAACCAAACGAGCACUCAUUGAGGAAGUCAAAAGAGCAACAGCUGGCUAGCUGGGAGGUGGUAGGGGGACCCUGUGACACUGAGCUAUGGAGUAGCCGGGGUUCGAACCAGCAACCUUGCGGUUCCCGGAGCACCCUCCCUAUAGUCCAUGCGCCACCCCUCGACCAAGUAACAAUAUCACUAUGAUAAAAAAAAAACACAUGCCAUACAAAUAACAAUAAUGAUAUUUCAAAACAUCCCUUUUGUUACACAACGUCUUGAAAUACGCACUUCCUACCGACCUUCCCCGCAUUCACGCUUCUUGACAUUCAACAGAAUGAUCUACAGUGUGGCCUGUCGUUUCUCGUUUUAUCACGGGUUAUUUACUGCCUUUAUAUCCAUGUUCAUUUGCAUGUGAUGUCGCAGGCUGGCGUCAGCAGUCCUCGCACCCAUCCCCAGCCUGUGAAGCCCGUCACCUCCCGAGCCUUUAGUGCUCCAUUUCUCUCACCUCACAUGGCCAUAAAUCACUGGUCAGCGCUCCCCGGACGGCUUAAUGUGUCAGAGAUGUCUGUUAGAACAAUUUAAUUAGCACGCAUUUUGACUUUAUGUUAUUCUAAGCUUGGUGUAUAUCAAGGGUAACCCAUACCCUGGCGUUUCCUCUCUUCCUUCCUUAAGUGGUUACUCAGCAGGCAGUCGGAUUUCCGCGGUUACCUAAGCAGGCAGUUGAAUUUUAGUGCACCUAUAUGCUAACAUUUACGGUAUUACAUGAACGCUGACUGAAGUAUGUGUGUACAGAACAUCUCUGACUACUCUUAUAAAUAAUGAAAUGUUUUACUGUACAAAUUUAGAGAAUUAUCCAAAGUCCUAUUUGCAAGGAUUUCUCAAUAUCUGCAAUACAAACGAUGACUAUACUCUUGUACAGAAAAUGAAAUGAUUUUAGUGAAGUAUCAAAUUGAUCAUUUCUCCAUAUUUGAGCAGCAAUAAAAAUUCCAGACAAAGAUAAUGUACAUGUGGACCGCUCUAUGAUACAGUUAAAUACAAUUAAAUAUUUGUUCUAUACCAAUUAGGAGAUUUCCACCUAAGUAAAAGGUAUGAGCGUAAAGCUAAUAUCUCAGAAUUUGAAGUCAUGUUAAUGAUGUGUGUUCAGGAGACCUCCGACUAUUCCUCUGCUGAAGGAAAUAUUUCUAUUGUACAGAUAGUUAUAUUCUGAAUUAAAAUUGCAUUUAAACAUUUAGAAAGUCAAUAUAUACAUAUUUGAGCUAUUAUAUAAUAUUGUUUCUUAAUGCUUCCAGACAAUGUUGGAAGUAUAUACAGUUGUGGUCUUUUUGUAUACAGUUGUAAAGAGCAUGUAUAUUAUGGCUUGCCUUGAGUUUCCAAUGAUUUCUACACCUAGAACUUAUUUGUCCGUGAUAAGAUGAUUGGAACACAUUCUUCUUUGUCACAAAAUACAUUAUUAGGUUCAUUAUUAAAUUAGGUUAUUUUACGAAUUUAGUAGGAGGCUUCUAAAAAAUCGUUUAAUUUGUAGAGUAAAAAUAUUUCAUUUUCUGUCCUAAACAUUCUUGUUUGCCUGGAAUUAUUUUAAAACGCAUUUUUAUUGCAGCUCAAAACAAGAAAUUGAACACAUACUUAUUGGACUUCUGUCAAAGUAGUGGGACAAUUUGUAAAGUAACUAUUUAGAGGUCAGAGAGGUCCUUGACACAUUUUAUUGCAGCUAAAAUAUUGAUUGAUUAUCUUUUUUGAACAUAUGGGACAUUUUUCAUUAGAGAAAUCGCUAGAUUUGUACAGGAAAAAUAUUUAAUCAUAGUAGUCAGAUGAUGGUCCUGAACACACAUACUUCAUUCCGUCAUUGUCCUGAAUUUUUAAUCAUUCCGCUAACAUGUUUGAUACCGUAAUUGUUAACCUAAAGGUGCACUGACAUUCAAGUCCCUGCUGACUUGACCACGGAAAUCAGAGUGCCUGUUAAAUUCACCGCAGGAUGAAAGCAUAAAUAAAUACAUCAAAUCCAUAAGAGCUCCUAAAUUGUUAUUAUCGUGACUUUACGCUGACAGUUUAUAUUACUAAUAAUGCAAUUAGCAUACGACCACUGUCAAAUACUUGUUGACAGGGCACCAAUAUUUCAGUUUUGUCAUUUUAAAACGAUGAUAAUAAUAAAUAAAUUGAAUUAACGUCUUUAAAUGACGUAGCCCACGUGAUUGGCCCUUCAGAGUUUCGGUGAUUAUGAGAAAACUAUAGCACCGACGCUGACAUACGCCCCUCUGCGUUGACUACUAUUGUUUCCGCCUUAUUAACCCAUUCAAUUCGUUGAAGGGGCCACCGGGUUGAUGACAAAUUACGAGCCCUUGCAGAUUGAUUUCUAAUCGCUCCGUAUUAUUUACCAACAAGGUGUCGACGGUCUUCGGGUUUCAGUCGAAUCGCAGAAGGAACGCGGCCGAUAUCUAAUUAGUGGGGAUUAUCCUCACCUACUCUCCGCUGUUGUGUGGAGGACCUCGCCCGGCCGCCCGGCUAUUGUCCGCGGCGCAGAGUGGAUUGUUGUCUUAAGGGGAUCUUGAGUGGCUUAACGUGGAUUUGACAUGUGUGAGCAAUAUGAUCGACAAAAACUCUAAUGAUAAUCACUAACUAACCCGGUACCUUCCCUCGCGUCAAACCGGCACGGUGAUGAUUGCUGAUGAUCGCAGUGAUUGUGGAGGCUAUCAAGGAUAAUCACAAUUAAUCCCAGAUCUCUACAAUGAACGAUGAUCGAAAUUAAUCUUUUUUUUUGUAUUAACAUCUACAAAUCUAAACCACCCAUGAAACCAAAUGUACCGUGCAAAGUUGGCUAAGACAUACAAACUCGUAUAUUUUGUUUUCCUUCUUGUAAAUUCCAGACUGUUUUAACACCAAGUGGUUUCCCAGGGAAACAUCUAUUAUCCUAUUAUCAAGACGAUGCCAAUGUCGCCGAUGUGUGAGGCAGUAUUUACAUGACUAUAUACCAUCAGCUACUGAAAGACUUUAUGGCUUUGUGGUCGGUCUUUUCCCCCUUGGGGUACUGGUGCCAUUCCCAAACGUUUCCUACACAUGAUGCCUCAAAGAUGCCCGUCAGUACUCAACGUAAAUUUAAUUAUGAGGAGCCAUAUUUCAUAUCAUUCACGUCGGAGCUUCCUUGUGGCAUCGAUGCAGCAGCCAUCCCCUCUUCACAUCCCUUAACAAUACAUGCUGGCAAUCCACUGCACAUGCUUGAGUUGCUGGGGGAAAGCGCUUUGGGAUUAGAGCCUGGGAAAGGCAGGUGAAUGAAUGAGGGGCUGUUUAAGUGUCUGGGUCUUUGAAGUGCACUUAUGCACCGACGGCUCCCAUUUGUCUGCGGGACGCGGCCAUCGAAGUCGUUGUCAACACUUUUUCACAGCGAAACGUUACCUGCGGGACAAAUCUGUCAAUCAAAGGGGGCAGGGACAUAUAAAUAUCAUCGGCGAGGAGUCCGGCCAGAACAUCGGAUGCCCUCCUACUCUUGCUCUCUCCUGGCACUCACACCCCGGAUACAAACGCACAGGGAUCCGUUUGGAAUACGGCUGCUAUGCGACCUUUGAAUCUCCAUCCAGCCAUGGUUCUGUCCAUGUGCUGCCAUGUCCACUUCGCAUUAGCGUGGACGGUGAAUAAUUUCCUUAUGACUGGACCUAAGGCUCUUCUCACCUAUGCUGGCAGUGUGCAAGUUGGCGCACAGAAUGGAAUACAAGAGUGUAAACACCAGUUCGCGUUGGAGAGGUGGAACUGUCCGCAAAAUACCCGCCAGUUAUCCACACAAAACGGCAUUCGAAGUGCCACAAGGGAGACGUCUUUUAUCCAUGCGAUCAGCGCAGCAGGAGUGAUGUACACGCUCACCAAGAACUGCAGUAUGGGAGACUUUGACAACUGCGGCUGCGAUGACUCAAGAAUUAGACAGACAGGUGGUAGAGGUUGGAUUUGGGGAGGCUGCAGCGAUAACGUGGCGUUUGGAGACAAGAUCUCUAAACAGUUUGUGGACGCGUUGGAAAGUGGGCACGACUCGCGCGCAGCAGUCAACCUGCAUAACAACGAGGCAGGCCGACUGGCCAUCAAAGCUACAAUGAGGAGAGCGUGCAAGUGUCACGGAGUGUCUGGGAGCUGCAGCAUCCAGACCUGCUGGAUGCAGCUGGCCGACUUCCGAGAGGUGGGGAACUACUUGAAGGGGAAGCACGAACACGCGAGGAAGCUGGAGAUGGACAAGAAGCCGGCGAAGGCCGGGAACAACGCGGACAACCGAGGGGCCAUCGCGCAAGCCUUUCGCAGCAUCGCCCGCACGGAGCUCAUCUACCUGGAAGACUCCCCGGAUUACUGCGUCAAGAACCGGAGCCGGGGGUUUCCGGGAACCGAGGGGCGCGAGUGCCUGAAGGGAAACAAGAACAUGUCCCAGUGGGAGAGAAAGAGCUGCCGCCGGCUGUGCUACGAAUGCGGCCUCCAAGUGGUGGAGAAGCGCAUCGAGGUGGUCAGCAGCUGUAACUGCAAAUUCCACUGGUGCUGCACAGUGAGGUGCGACAAAUGCACGCAAGUUGUGACAAAAUAUUAUUGUGCACGUAAAGAAGGGGGGAGAAAACCGCAGAAUAAAACCAGGCGCAGGCACCGUGCAAAGGGCAGGCACUGACGUUAUCCAUGACAUCGUCAACAUACAUCAUCACUCGAUCAAGGAGCAUUAUUCUGUACUGUAUAUGUUGUUUUCCACCACAUCACCUGAAGCCUUUUAAUGCACUUGAUCUAAGCUAUUUGAUCCUAUAAAUCACGGGAUGUACUUUUGGAGGACCAAACUCUUUCGUUUCGAGCAAUUUGUUGCGUCCGACUUCUGUGAAGUCUGAAAUGUUGCAUCCUUGGAGAUGUUUUAUUAAUUGAAAAUGUUACCUAAUAAACCUUAUUUGUUGUAGAAUA
Gasterosteus aculeatus aculeatus (three-spined stickleback) is the source of this 5438-nucleotide messenger RNA. RefSeq names its product protein Wnt-8a. Gene Ontology annotation, cellular component: extracellular region. The record is from RefSeq and is a predicted model, not a curated record. NCBI's taxonomy places the organism in Eukaryota, Metazoa, Chordata, Actinopteri, Perciformes, Gasterosteidae. Gene Ontology annotation, molecular function: frizzled binding; cytokine activity. Gene Ontology annotation, biological process: multicellular organism development; cell fate commitment; neuron differentiation.